AUGGCAUCAGUGGAUCAAAGUUAUAAUAAUCCCAGAAAUAGAAAAAAAGUCUUAUCUUUAGUUGAGAUAGCUAUCAACAAAUGUAUCCAGCAUGUGGCGAAAUUAGAAGAUGUGGGGGCCACACCAUUCCACCUCUUGGUACCAGUAUUACGGAGGAUGAAUGCGAAGCAGUUGGGGCAAAUUGAAGAGUUGAGUCCGCAGAUCACGCCCGAUUCCGAUGAGUUGUGGACCAAUUUAGUGAGCAAAGAGUUUCCAGAUAGGCCAAUUUUGGCUAACAGCAUAAGGACGAGUAAGGUGAAGAGUAAGAGGGCGAAUUUGGUGGCUCCAGCGGGACGGACGCUUAUGUUUUGCAAUAUGCCCAUGAAGAGUCUUUACUUCCAAUACAGCGAUGAGCGCGAGUCGUUCAGACAAGACUCAGCAGAACGGUUACGAAAAAUCACCCAGAGGUUGAAAAAAGAAAAGUCGGCGAAUUCGAUUGUGCCCGUGCCCGAGUUGUUGCGAGACCCUACGGUUCGCCGGCGAAGGUUUGAGGGUGGGUCAGGAUACAAUCGGUCAGAGGCCUCGUACGGGCCCAAAAACUCGAUUCUCAAUAAAGCCAGAAAGGAGACUCGAAAUAGGUCGUUGAUGUUUCCGAACUACGCGCAGAAAGUGAAGAAAUAUGACCCCUACGAAGCAUUCAAAUAUAAGGACACGCCUAGUGUUCAGCCCGGUCCUCCUAUAUCGCAUUCUCUCCACCAGCCAAGACAACAACCAAGGUUUCCAAAGAGCCAGCAAUCAGCACAGCCAUCUACACAUCCAGCUGCUCCAAGAUAUGCCCCAAGAUUCAACCAUGAUCGGGCAGAAAUAUCACCACAGUUGGGCCGUCCUCCAACCAUAUUUAAUGGACAACCCAUUCAGCAUAGCACUAAUAUGCCUAGGCCGAUCGAACCGGUGCCUAAAUUUGUGCUGGCAGCGAACUCUAACUCGUCUAGCCCCAAACCUGCAUCCCCACCACUGCAUUCAUCAUUGUCAGAACCUCACAGUCCUCCCACAUCAAUUUCGUCGUCGUCGUCGCCUCUGCCACGAGCAGUUUCAGAAGCAAUAAGAAAGCGAAAGGCAGAGCCGUCGAUUUUCCUUACUGGGAAUAGAAAUAAGAGACCAAUGAGGGUACCGAGGGCACAAAUGAAAGGGCUGGCCCCAUCUAACGACUCGAAUACACAACCCCCAAAUAAAAAGAUCACUUUGAUCAAGUCAUCGAUAUUUAAUUAG
Debaryomyces hansenii CBS767 is the source of this 1248-nucleotide messenger RNA. It is a transcript of the gene ELA1, whose product is annotated as elongin A. The transcript has a single exon. NCBI's taxonomy places the organism in Eukaryota, Fungi, Ascomycota, Pichiomycetes, Serinales, Debaryomycetaceae. The record is from RefSeq and is a predicted model, not a curated record. The coding region runs from base 1 to 1248 and encodes 415 amino acids. Gene Ontology annotation, biological process: transcription elongation by RNA polymerase II. Gene Ontology annotation, cellular component: elongin complex; nucleus.